UGUGUGUCUGUAGGCUGAUAGUAGUCUUCUGUAUGUCACAGCGUUCAUAAAUCUCUCUCCAGCCAAUGAGGAGGCUGCAGUUAAUCCCAGCUCGGUAAAAAGCCGGUGAGAGUUCGGAGGCGGAGAUAAUCUGAAUCCAGAGUCCGAGCAGACGGAGACGCAGGAGGCUGAAGGUUCUGGAGACAGAACUUUAACAUCACUUUGACGCUUUUUGGAGCUCUUUGAAACAUUUCUUUGACGCAGUUUGUGGGUUUUUUUUUAAACUCCUCUCUCGUCCUGAUAACAUCACCCGUGUCAUCUCCCGGAGGAUUGCCGCUGCUGCUCCUCUUCUUAUAACCCGCACUGGACAUCCCGUUAGGUCCGGUCGUCAUGUCCUCCGGUGAUGCGUCGGAGCAGAGUCGGCGGGUCAGCGUGCUGUCUUGGGAUCAGGUGCAGCGUUUGGACUCCAUCCUGGGCGAGAGCGUCCCGAUCCACGGCCGUGGAAACUUCCCCACUCUGUCCGUGCAGCCCCGGCAGAUCGUGCAGGUGGUCAGGGCUCGACUGGAGGAGCGGGGUGUGGUGGUACGUGACGUCAAGCUGAACGGCUCAGCGGCCAGCCAUGUGUUGCACCAAGACAACGGCCUUGGCUACAAAGACCUGGACUUGAUCUUCGGCCUCAGUCAGACUGAUGACAAAACCUUCCGUCUGGUGAAGGAUGUGGUGCUGGACUGCUUGGUGGACUUCUUGCCUGAAGGGGUGUGCAGGGAACGGAUCACAGCCCUCGCCCUGAAGGAAGCGUACGUGCAGAAACUGGUGAAAGUUUGUAAUGACACGGACCGCUGGAGCCUCAUCUCCCUGUCCAACAACACAGGGAAGAACGUGGAACUAAAGUUUGUGGACUCCCUGAGGAGGCAGUUUGAGUUCAGUGUUGAUUCCUUCCAGAUAACCCUCGACUCAUUGCUCCUCUUUGACCGCUGCUCGGAGACGGCCAUGUCCGAGACCUUCCACCCUACAGUUCAGGGGGAGAGCAUGUACGGAGACUUUGAGGAAGCUCUGGGUCAUCUUCGUACCAGGACUAUUGCCACCCGCAGCCCAGAAGAGAUCCGGGGCGGCGGGCUGCUCAAGUACUGUCACCUGCUGGUGCGAGGCUUCGGCCCGUGCGCUGAGGCUCAGAUGAAACAGAUGCAGCGCUACAUGUGCUCACGCUUCUUCAUUGACUUCCCUGACAUCGGCGAGCAGCAAAGGAAACUGGAGGGGUAUCUGCAGAACCACUUUGCUGGCAUGGAGCACAAACGCUAUGACUACCUGAUUACACUGAGGAGAGUGGUGGACGAGAGCACUGUGUGCCUAAUGGGCCACGAGCGCAGACAGACCCUGGCACUUAUUUCUGCUCUGGCACUGCGUGUUAUGGCUGAGCAGCACGCUAUCCCAGCGCUGGCCAACAUCACCUGCUACUACCAGCCUGCUCCCUACGUCAGAGACGUCAACUUCAGCAAUUACUAUGUGGCACAAGUUCAGUCACCAAUGGCUGCAUGCAGUAACACUUAUCAAACAUGGCUGCCUUGCAGUUGAGCGUUGACUGUAAGGACUUCUGGAGAGCUCUCCAGUCUAAUCUUACAUUAAUGUACGCUGAGCUCUCAUUGGAGGGCUCAGUAUCUCUGUAGCAACGGGGCUUUUUGGUUUGAGGCCCGACACGGACAAGGAGCCAAUUAUGCCAAAUCUAUAUCAAAAUCAUUCCACUAAGUUAUAUUGAUAAAUACUGCUGUAAAAAAAAACAAAAAAAAAAAAUUCGAGCCAUUAUAUCUUUUUACUCUUUGUUUCAUAACCAAUGUGGACGUGUGUGGAGAAACAUGAAGGGUUGAUUUGUGACAGAGGAACAUUGGAGGCUUGUUUUGGGUCUUUAUGUAAAUAACUUUGUACAAAGCCAGAACGCUGUUUCUGUUCUGUCUGUGGUUACAGCUGACCUGCCUAGGAGGAGGGAAAAGGACCAAAGAAGUACUUUCUUGUGUAGCAUGACAAACAAAGACUGUAUGUGGUUCCAAGUGCCUGAAACUGACCAAUUUCUUUAUAGUAGGAACUGUUUAAGAGUUUUUUUUGAAGCUUUUUCAUCAAUGAUACUGUACAUUUCUAUAUCAAGGGUCAGGGUUCACAUGUUUUCAAAUCAUUAAAGAAGUAAAAAAAUAACA
This is a messenger RNA of Notolabrus celidotus (New Zealand spotty), 2165 nucleotides long. RefSeq names its product terminal nucleotidyltransferase 5Bb (gene tent5bb). Gene Ontology annotation, molecular function: RNA binding; poly(A) RNA polymerase activity. The record is from RefSeq and is a predicted model, not a curated record. Gene Ontology annotation, biological process: mRNA stabilization. NCBI's taxonomy places the organism in Eukaryota, Metazoa, Chordata, Actinopteri, Labriformes, Labridae. The transcript has 2 exons. Bases 370 to 1551 code for a protein of 393 amino acids.